Molecule: messenger RNA, 1830 nt
Organism: Triticum urartu
Lineage: Eukaryota; Viridiplantae; Streptophyta; Magnoliopsida; Poales; Poaceae
Source: RefSeq, a predicted model, not a curated record
AUGGAGGACGAGGAGAUGGAGAGGAAGGUGCAGCAGUACCUGCACCGCAAGGGAUUCCGCCUCGCCGAGCUUGCGCUGCAGGAGGAGCGCAACCGCCACUCCACAACCUCCCUCUCCGACGUCUCGCUCUCCAGGUCAGAUAAUGAUCCAGCAAGAUACCAUGAUGGCUAUAAUAAAUUAAGAACAUGGGCAUACAGUUCUCUGGAUCAAUACAAGCAUGAAUUACUCCGCAUCCUUUAUCCAGUGUUCAUCCAUUGCUUCAUGGAUCUAGUGUCAGAGGGACACACACUAGAAGCUACGAUGUAUUCAUAUGAAUUACUCCUCCAGUAUCUCCAGAAAACACAAGCUCUUGUGAUGCUUGGAAUAAUCAAUGAAAGGAUAAUUUUUGAAGUAUCCGCUGGGCAACCUUCAUUGAUCUCUGAUGAUGCGGAUGCUGUUGCUCUUGUUGGAACUAGUAAGGACUUGGCAAAACAGAUAAAUCAGAAGGAAGUGCAUUGGGGGUUGCUUGAAGAUUCAGUCGAGGAGCGUAUGGAGAAAGCACUCUCAGAUUCUGAUAAAACUGAAGCAGACAGCAAGGAUGCAGAUGCAGAAGAUAAUAACAAGAAAAAAUCCUCAGAAGGUGGAAAGCAGGGUGGGUCUCUUACUAAAAAGCUCAAAAAGGAUAAGCUUGUAGGUGCAACAGGGAAAAAUACCAAAUCCGAAACAAGCAUGAUUUCUGCGGCACCUCGUGUGAAACCGGAGCUAACCCUUCCAGCGAUGCCUGUUGAAGUUGAACAAUCAAUGCUUGACGACCUAAGAAACCGUGUACAAUUGAAUAACUUGGCAUUGCCAUCUGUUAGCUUCUACACAUUCCUUAAUACACAUAACGGAUUAAACUGCUCAUCGAUCUCAAACGAUGGAUCAUUGGUUGUUGGUGGGUUCUCAGACUCAUCAGUAAAGGUUUGGGAUAUGGCAAAGAUUGGUCAACCCGCCAAAACAUCUACUUCACAAGGAGAGAAUGGAUCUUCGCAGGGUGAACACUUGUCAUCAACAUCUGAGGGGAAACGACCUUAUACAUUAUUCCAAGGUCAUUCUGGACCAGUUUAUUCCGCUGCCUUUAGUCCAUUUGGAGAUUUUCUCCUGUCAUCAUCUUCAGAUUCAACAAUUUGGUUGUGGAGUACCAAGCUGAACGCCAAUCUUGUUUGUUACAAAGGACACAAUUACCCAGUUUGGGAUGUCCAAUUUAGUCCAGUCGGACAUUAUUUUGCCAGCGCCUCACAUGACAGGACUGCUCAAAUCUGGUCAAUGGAUAAAAUCCAACUUUUGCGGAUAAUGGCUGGGCAUCUUGCUGAUGUUGAUUGUGUGCAAUGGCAUGUAAACUGUAACUACAUUGCCACCAGUUCUAGUGACAAAACUGUAAGGUUAUGGGAUGUUCAAACUGGUGAAUGUAUAUGGAUGUUUAUUGGUCAUAGGAGUAUGGUCUUGUCACUGGCAAUGUCUCCUGAUGGGCGAUACAUGGCCUCUGGAGAUGAAGAUGGGACCAUCAUGAUGUGGGAUCUCUCUACUGGUUGCUGUGUUUCACCACUAGCGGGACACAACUCUUGUGUGUGGUCGCUUGCUUUCAGCUGCGAGGGAGCAUUGCUUGCAUCUGGAUCGGCUGAUUGCACCGUUAAACUCUGGGAUGCUGCGUCCAGCACAAAGGCCCUGAAGAUGGACGACACCCAAGCUGGUUCUACAAACCGACUGAGGUUGCUGAAAGCUCUCCCUACAAAAUCGACUCCUGUUUAUAACUUGCGGUUUUCUCGGAGGAAUCUCUUGUUUGCGACCGGCGCUCUCUCGUUAGGAUCCUAA